Messenger RNA from Ctenopharyngodon idella (grass carp), 2887 nucleotides. RefSeq names its product protein phosphatase 1, regulatory (inhibitor) subunit 2 (gene ppp1r2). The record is from RefSeq and is a predicted model, not a curated record. The coding region runs from base 246 to 854 and encodes 202 amino acids. NCBI's taxonomy places the organism in Eukaryota, Metazoa, Chordata, Actinopteri, Cypriniformes, Xenocyprididae. Gene Ontology annotation, biological process: regulation of signal transduction. Gene Ontology annotation, molecular function: protein phosphatase inhibitor activity. The transcript has 6 exons.
CGGCGCCCUAUUUCCUUUCCUCGCUCGCUGUAAAUGGGCAAGUGCGUGAGCUCUGGCAGAAUUCAAGUCAUCAACGGUCACAAACUUUAGUCACAAACAGCGUUUAACUUUCAUCUUAAGGCAAGCAAUACAUCAGUGGUUAAAAAAUUAGGUCAGUGUUGUUUCUGAACCGCUUCGGUGUGUUUUAGUCGUUUGUUUGAGGCGUAAACAUUGCAAAAGAGGAGUUGUGGGUGGGUUUGACGGUUAUGGCAGCACCGCGACCCAUUAAAGGGAUUCUGAAGAACAAAUCCAGUAUCAAAGCCCGACCCGAAGAGCCAGUCCAGGACACCCCAGAACCAGCACCCCCUAUAAACUCUGAAGACGACCAACAGAAGAAGUCACAGAAAUGGGAUGAAAUGAACAUUUUGGCCACAUAUCACCCGGCAGAUAAGGACUAUGGGCUGAUGAAGAUAGACGAACCCAGUACGCCAUACCACAGGAUGGUCGGUGAUGACGAAGAUGAGGGGGCGCUCAGCGAUUCAGACGGGAACACAGUCCUACCCGGAGACGACCUCGCUAAGAAGCUGGCGGCAGCAGUGGAGGGCGCAGAAUCUCGCUUCAUGGAGGAACCAGAAGAGGAGAGCAGUGAGGAAGAUGAGGAGGAGUUGAGUCCAGAGGAUCAAGCCAGAAAGAAGCAGUUUCAGAUGAUGAGGAAGAUGCAUUAUAAUGAAGGUAUGAACAUUAAACUAGCCCGACAACUCAUCGCUAAUGAGCUGGAAGAGGAGGAAGAUGAGGAUGAAGAGAUGAAGGAUGACACAGAGACCGAGGAUAUCACCAUUGACCCCCCGCAAGAUGCUGAUUCCUUGGAUUCAUAAGGAUGUCAAGAUUUGUCCUUAAACUCCUGCCUUGUCACAUGAACCUCUAGAAGGCGCAGUGUCGUCACCUUUUGGGUUUAGCUCCAGGAUUCCCCUCCACCCUGUGUAUUCCACCAACACCACAAUGCCACACAUAUCAACCAGAUCCCUUUUUUGCCAAACGUUAGUCAUCAUGCUAAGAAACGAGACUGUUAUCAAACCGUUACAGGCCUGGACUCCACCCUCUUCCUGUGGCCAAGAGCGUGGGAGCUCCAUGCCUAGCCGCUGACAGGCCACUGAGAAGUGUGCUUGUGCCCAGCGCUGCUCUUGUCAUACAAUGAACCAUACUGAUUCUCUUAUUUCCCAGCACCACUGUUAUUGACGUUUAAGUAAUUGAGUUUAAUGCCAUUUGAACAAGCUGGUGGUUUAGCAUGCACUGGUAAAGGGGGACUGAUGUGGUCUUGGGCUUUGUCGCACACACAUAUAGCCCGUUUUAAACUGCUCACAUGAGCUCUACUGUAUGCAUGGCUUCUGAAAACCAUGUUUAAUUACAUUGGCACUAAUUGUAUUUGCCCUGUGUUUAAAUUAACAGAUGAGUAUUACAUAACUAGCUAUAAAACUACUGAUCAAAAGCUUUUCCAAAACUACAACAGCUUUAAUAGAUGCUGAACAGUUCUGAAGGUUUUUGUCUUGGCAUCCUUAUUGAGCUUUGUUUGUUUUGAUUGCCUUUUUUAAAAACGCCAUUAUAAUGGGGUUGUUUUUUUUUUUCUUUUUUGUGAUUACUGAAGAAUAUAAUUAUAGUGCAGUACCAAAUAAAAGAGAAAUUAAUUUGACCCAAGCAAUUUGACCUUUAAAAAGGCUGUUAUUCUGGUGUAUUUUGUCAAUUUAUAGUCUAACUCUCAUACAAUAUAUGUGUGUUGUAUUAAAAAAAAAAAUGCUAAAUGGGUGAAUGCCGGAAAACCUGGCAAUAACUCUUAAGGGGGGAGGGGGGAGGGGGGGGGGGGAGAGAUUAUAUUUUGCAUAUUUUAGUACCAUAUAUUACAGAAAUGAGUCAGAAUAUUUUGUGCACUACAAUGAGUUAUCGUUACUGUAAUAAAGAAAGUCAUUCAGAAUCAUUAUCGUAAUGCAAAAAAAUUGUUUCAUUACCGCAAUGAAAAAAAUAUUCUGACACUACCAAAAUGCAAAAAAAUUCUGACCUAAUUGCAAAAUGCAAAAAGACUCCUACAUAUAAUGAGAAUUAAGAAUAAAAUGUUAAAUAUAAACUAAAACAUCCUGAUACAUUACAGUAAUGAUGAAUUUUUUUUAAAAUAUUUAAACAUUUACUUAAUGUUUAAGUUUAAUGAAACAAUCAAAUAAUUAAAGUUCUAAUUUUAAUGAUUUUCUGUUUUUGUUCUUUUUGAGAUAUAAUAUAAUAACAAUUAUGUAUGUUCUUGACGGGUUUUACGAAAUUCACCCAGGUAUUGACACAGCAUUGCUUUUUGGAAUCAGUGCUUCAAUGCAACACCGUAUCUGCCUGAAUGCAUUUUAAAGCAUUUUCUGGCUAAUGUAUUUAUUCUCAACGUAAAACCAGCAGAAUCAUUUGUUUGAGAUCUGUGUUUUUGAGAUGUGUUAAAUUUAAGUUCAAAUUUUUACAUGCCCUGCCCUUGACUGAAUGAUGUCAGAAAAAAAAUUCUUGCAAUCGCUCAAACAGUGCUGGACACAUUGAACCUAAUAGCACUUAUUUGUUAAUUGGUUGCCUAUUUUUAAUGGAAAAAGUGAAAGGUCUGGUUUUGUUCUUCAAUGUCCCAUCAGUCAUUGAUGUGGAUUGCACUGGCUUCAUACGGUCAAGUCAAAUAUAGUUUUAUCCUACAUUUGUACAUUCUCAAGCACAAAUGCUUAAACAAGUGCUUUGAUUUUGAUUAUGUUGAACUUUCUGUUUUGUUUUUCUUGUAUUUUGUGUAAUUUGGCCAUUAUGUGACCAUUUUUAAGAUUUUUUUUUUUUUUUCCUUAAAUAGAUGUGCAUGUUCUUCAAAUGAAAAUGUGCAUAUUUGUCAUCAUUAAAAUGUUGGUAUGAA